Molecule: messenger RNA, 3347 nt
Organism: Cavia porcellus (domestic guinea pig)
Lineage: Eukaryota; Metazoa; Chordata; Mammalia; Rodentia; Caviidae
Gene: Dhh
Product: desert hedgehog signaling molecule
Exons: 3
Coding region: 1732-2922 (396 amino acids)
Biological process (GO): cell-cell signaling; protein autoprocessing; regulation of gene expression
Molecular function (GO): patched binding; calcium ion binding
Source: RefSeq, a predicted model, not a curated record
CCUAAAAAAAAAAAAAAAAAAGUAUUAAUUUUGCAGUCUCAUUUCCUUGAAGUCCCUUCACUGUUGGGAAUAAGGACAAAGUGUUUUUUGCCUUGUGCUAUGCAGACCACAUUGUCUAAUUUCUAGGACCACCUCAUAGUCAUCGUAUGUAUAAUAGGCCAUUUUCUUGUCUUCCUCCCCCUUCAGUGCUGGAGAUUGAACACAGGACCUCCCACAUGGUAGGCAGGUGCUUACUGCUGUGCCACAUCCCUUUUUUUUUUUUUUUUAAGAUGGAAGCCAAAUCCUUUUUUUUUUUUUUGUAAAUGGAAGCCAUUGAGAAAGGAUUGCUUUUUCUAAGUUACACAAAGUUGCUGUGCGUGCUAACAGUGGAGUGGGGUGAGGGGAGGGUGCAAAUUCCACAGAUACUUGCUAAGCACCAUACUGUAGGGCAGGCCUUUAGCCUUGAGCCCCAUGAUAAACAAGCUGUGGUAAAAACUGCUUUGUCUAGAGGGGUGCCAAAGUAACACUGUCCAUGCAAUGUUACCAUGCAGUUAAUUGCUGCUUUUCAAAGGGACACUGGUGGGCCCUGCUGAGACACCAGAAAAGGCUUCUUGGAGUCAGUUUAUAAAUGAUCAAAAUUGGUGGGUGAAUUCCUCUGAUAUGGGACCUCUGAGCUCUGAGCUGGAUUCCUGGCUGGUAAACAGUUGGCUUAUGCUGUCGUGUGGAUAAGCCUCUUGCACCACAGCUCUGCCAGGGAGCAGCAUUCCUAAGAUCCCAGAGAGGUGCCUAGGUGGAAGGUGAAGCGGAGUAACCAUGGGCCUGUUACAAAGUAAGACUUUUUGGUGCCCACUGCCCUUCAACAGCUUCCAAAUGACAGGUUAUUUGUUCAGAGAGAAGUGGGGUUGGGUGUCUGGCAAGGAUUGAAAGGGCACCAAAGUUGGGAAUACUAAACCAGGCUCACUACCAAGUUCUGUUCCUCAUUCUGGGGAAGACUAUAAAGUUACAAGGCAAAAAUGACCCUCUGGGACCCAUGCCUUCUAGUCCUGCUUAUUGUUGAGUGCCAACUGAGAUAGGUUUGGGGAGGUUUAUAGAGAAAGAAGCUCUGCUUGUAUGCCCAAAGGAUUUGGCCUUGGAUAGAAAUUGGAACCCAAGCUUCCUGGAUGACACAGAGGGCAUGGCCUGCCAGGGUAGGCUUUAGAAGAGCAAAGACCCAAUUCAAGUAUCAGAGGAGGAUGAUUGGUUCCAAAUUUAGGCUUGGAGGUACAAGGAUGCUUAUCCAGGCAGCCAAGGACUGUAAAGCUGCAAGGAUUUCCUAGGCAGGUGCCUGCUUGGUUUCCAGGAUAGAACACACUUCAGUGGAGAAAUGGAACAGUAGUGACCAGCUGGAUCCCCCGCCCGGGUACGAGGGGGAGGGACAGCCCUGGGAGAAGGGCGGGGGGCGUGGCCAGGGGGACUUAAGGCGGAGCCCUGGCAUUCUGGCAGGGCCGGAGACCGGCAGUAGAAACGGGCUGGGCUGGCACUCACCCCGACCCCCCUUCACUGCUAUGGUAGCCCAUCAGUAGCAGGUUCCAGGCCUCCAGGGACAUGAGGGCAGAGUUGGCGGCAGCCAGGUGCGCAGAGCCGCGGGAGCUCUAGGGCGCUCGAGGGGGCAGCUCUGCCUGCUGCGCGCUCUGGUGCCUGUAGAGAUGUCGAACUGACAGGAGGACUAGUGAGGACAAGGACGCUCCCUUUUAGCUCAAGCCUGCUGCUCCCAUGGCACUGCCGGCGAGCCUCUUGCCCCUGUGCUGCUUGGCACUUCUGACACUGCCUGCCCAGAGCUGCGGACCCGGCCGCGGACCUGUCGGUCGGCGCCGCUAUGGGCGCAAGCAGCCUGUGCCACUGCUCUAUAAGCAAUUUGUGCCCAGCGUGCCCGAGCGGACCCUGGGCGCCAGUGGGCCAGCCGAGGGGAGGGUGGCAAGGGGCUCCGAGCGCUUCCGGGACCUGGUGCCCAACUACAACCCCGACAUCAUCUUCAAGGAUGAGGAGAACAGUGGUGCCGACCGCCUAAUGACAGAGCGUUGUAAGGAGCGGGUGAACGCACUGGCUAUUGCAGUGAUGAACAUGUGGCCCGGAGUGCGCCUCCGGGUGACCGAAGGCUGGGAUGAGGACGGCCACCACGCUCAGGACUCACUGCACUACGAAGGUCGUGCUUUGGACAUCACCACGUCUGAUCGCGAUCGCAAUAAGUAUGGGCUGCUGGCGCGCCUGGCAGUGGAAGCCGGCUUCGACUGGGUCUACUACGAGUCCCGGAACCAUGUCCACGUGUCAGUCAAAGCUGAUAACUCUCUGGCGGUCCGCGCGGGAGGCUGCUUUCCGGGAAACGCCACUGUGCGCCUGCGGAGCGGCGAGCGGAAGGGGCUGCGGGAACUGCACCGCGGGGACUGGGUCCUGGCCGCAGAUGCGGCUGGUCGCGUGGUGCCCACGCCAGUGCUGCUCUUCCUGGACCGAGACCUGCAGCGUCGGGCCUCAUUCGUAGCUGUGGAGACCGAGCGGCCUCCGCGCAAACUGUUGCUCACGCCCUGGCACCUAGUGUUUGCCGCUCGAGGGCCAGCGCCAGAGCCAGGCGACUUUGCACCAGUGUUCGCGCGCCGGUUACGCGCGGGGGACUCUGUGCUGGCGCCCGGCGGGGGCGCGCUUCGGCCAGCGCGAGUGGCCCGUGUGGCGCGGGAGGAAGCAGUGGGUGUGUUCGCGCCCCUUACGGCUCACGGGACCCUGCUGGUCAACGACGUUCUGGCCUCUUGCUACGCGGUCCUAGAGAGUCACCAGUGGGCGCACCGCGCCUUUGCUCCUUUGCGCCUGCUGCACGCGCUGGGGGCGCUGUUGCCUGGGGGCUCGGUCCAGCCGACUGGCAUGCACUGGUACUCUCGCCUCCUCUACCGCCUGGCGGAGGAGCUACUGGGCUGAGCGCCCCAGGCAUAGCGACCUUGGGGCGCUCGACAAAAACGGGUCCUGCUGGCUGAGAUCUGCAAUUGCAGGAAACAGGCGAAGCUGAUUGGGAGGGUGGGAGGGGAAAGGGAGGAAGGGGGCUGUUAGGAAACUGCCUGGUUUGGGACAACUUUCUACCGAACGGAAGCAGCUCCUGCGCCUUGGUAGAUGGAGUUGAUGGUGGGCACUCCGUAACUAGGACCGUUUAGCCUUUUCUUCCUCUGAGCGUGAGCCCCACUUGAUAGUUUUAUUUUAUUUUCUAUUUAUAAAUUGUAAUAUAAUGAGCUGGUUGCCCAGCAGCCAAGGUGAGGGUGCGGGGCACGGCGUUAACAGUGUCUGAUAGUUAGCCAAUCUGAUGUCUCAUGUUUUUCUGAGGUGGGCUAAUAAAGGGAAGGAUUCCAGGA